AUGUCCAUGAGAGGUGCUUGUCUAGCAGCAACUUCCAUGAUUCUCAGUUUAGCUGCCCCAAAAUUUGGGUUCAUCAUAUUGCUCUACCAACUACAACAAGGGACCCCAUUUUGUUGGUUCAUGGAUCGUCAUUGGAUAAAUAUACCAAAUAAACUUUCAGCAGAAUAUGCUGCUGGAAUGAAUGAAUUCAUUAGUGUUGCAAGACACUCCAUGGACUCCAAUGGGAUGGUUCUAUGCCCUUGUUGUCGAUGCGUGAAUAAGAAAUCACAAUACAUGCAUGUGAUAAAGUUGCACCUGAUCACUCAUGGAUUUCUUAGUACUUACACAAGGUGGUAUCACCAUGGUGAGCAAGUAGAGGAAGUAGAAGAUGAUGGGUUAUUUGAUACCGAGGAGAAUGUCGAAGAUUCGGAUCAGAGUGAUGAUUUGGCGGCAGGUCUUCAUGAUGCUAUUGGUAGUAAGUAUUUUGACAUUGGUCCAACUAGUGACUUCAAUGAUGAAUCUCCACUUAAUGUGGAUGACAAGUAUGAUGCAUUGUUUGAGUCACUUCAUAAGCCUUUGUACAAUAAUUGUAAAGGUUUCUCUGUCUUAAGCGCGACGGUGAAGUUGAUGAAUCUCAAAGUGCUUAACAAAUGGACAGAUAAAUCAUUCGACGGUCUUUUGGAGUGUUUGAGAGAGAUAUUGCCCAAGGGUAAUCAGUGCCCAGGGAAUUAUUACCAGACGAGGAAGCUUCUUUGUGAGGUGGGCUUAGGCUAUGAGCAAAUUGAUGUUUGUCAAUACGAUUGUGCAUUGUUUUAUGGUGAGAAUGCAAAUGCAGUGUCAUGUCCUGUAUGCAAGUCUAGUCGUUAUAAUUUUAGUCAUGGCACCUGGUCGUCGCACCACUCGAUCUACUGCUCAAAGUCAACAAGUUGAACCAGUCAUUGAUCCUCCUGCUCCACCUUCACAAGUUGUUCGCACUACUCGGUCGAGUAUAGAGAAUCAACAAGUUCAACCAGUCAUUGAUCCUCUUGCUCCACCUACACAAGUUAUUCACA
This is a messenger RNA of Humulus lupulus (European hop), 1031 nucleotides long. RefSeq lists its product as uncharacterized. The coding region runs from base 1 to 909 and encodes 302 amino acids. NCBI's taxonomy places the organism in Eukaryota, Viridiplantae, Streptophyta, Magnoliopsida, Rosales, Cannabaceae. The transcript is spliced from 3 exons. The record is from RefSeq and is a predicted model, not a curated record.